This is a messenger RNA of Racocetra persica, 252 nucleotides long. NCBI's taxonomy places the organism in Eukaryota, Fungi, Glomeromycota, Glomeromycetes, Diversisporales, Gigasporaceae. The record is from the annotation of a GenBank genome assembly.
AUGACAAGGAAUGAACUCCCCAACUCCCGCAUCCUCACUCAACUCCUCCAAAGAUUUACUCAGCAAGAAUUAGCCGAUAUUUAUGGAGUAAAUAAAAAGACCAUUUAUCGAAAACUAAAACCUUCUAAUAAACCCAAAAAAAAGCGGGGACGAAAGAGAAAAAUAGUAGGCAGAGUUAGAGACUUAUUGCUUCGUCUCACUGCUUAUCGUUCAGAAGAUAACACCCUAACUCAGCAAGAAAUGGUUGAUCGU